Messenger RNA from Cynara cardunculus var. scolymus (artichoke), 414 nucleotides. RefSeq lists its product as uncharacterized. The record is from RefSeq and is a predicted model, not a curated record. NCBI's taxonomy places the organism in Eukaryota, Viridiplantae, Streptophyta, Magnoliopsida, Asterales, Asteraceae. The coding region runs from base 1 to 414 and encodes 137 amino acids. The transcript has 4 exons.
AUGUGUCCCGCUGAUUCAGAAACAUUUUCCGACCAUGAGCCACCARCAACCACGAACGCACGAACCACCGGCGAUUUGGAGUUCGAUUUCAUAUAUGGAAUUAGGGUUCUCCAAGGCGACGAUUCAGGCCCCAAAGCGACGAUUCAUAACUCUAGGGUUUAUAAACGAUCGGUCCUCUCGAUCCUCAGGCUCCUCUCGCUCAUCGUUUCCACAAUCGAUUCAUCGUUUCUCUACCUAUUUCAUUCAAGGGUUAAUUGUGUUUCCAUCGAAGAUUUGUUGAUCUUCAAGCUUUUGACUUCUCUACUGGAAGAGAUUCAAGCUUCUAUGGAUCUCCACAUUGAGACUGCAGGUGCAAUUGGAGGAGUUGUUGCAUCUCUUGUGCGGGUUCCAACAUUGGUACAAAGAUUUUCUUGA